Molecule: messenger RNA, 3588 nt
Organism: Oncorhynchus kisutch (coho salmon)
Lineage: Eukaryota; Metazoa; Chordata; Actinopteri; Salmoniformes; Salmonidae
Product: DBH-like monooxygenase protein 1 homolog
Exons: 12
Coding region: 393-2234 (613 amino acids)
Biological process (GO): dopamine catabolic process; norepinephrine biosynthetic process; octopamine biosynthetic process
Cellular component (GO): secretory granule membrane
Molecular function (GO): dopamine beta-monooxygenase activity; copper ion binding
Source: RefSeq, a predicted model, not a curated record
UCAGAAUGUAUGCGCUUGUAACGCACCCAUUCUUCACGUUCUGUCCCGUCGAUACAGGCCGUUAAAAGUAUGUGUAGCCUCUAUCACGGUCCUAUGCUGUACUGCCGAAAGCCGCAGCCACCUGUGUGUACAACGAACCACUCAGGUAAGGCCUGACCACAGAAGUAGCCGUGUGGGACGUGUCUCUAAAGAUCAGAGGGGCCAGCACACAUUUCGACAGUUGUAGUGAGAGAAUGAGAGAAGCGCUGCUUCCUCGCAGAUUAAGCGUCUUUAGGUCGCCUCGCACCACUGACAAACCUCUACUGAAACGUCAAUUUAUCUCAACAACGACAUUCAAUGAGACAUUUUAGUUUGUUUGUAGUUGUUUUUGUUUUUUUACGUCAACGUUCACAAUGUUACCCGCGAAAUAUCGUAGUGUCCUAGUUCUCUUCACAGCUUUUUGGUUUUACGCAUCUUUUUCCCACGGCAGCGGAUUUAGACAUUCAACCAUCUUGGACCCUCAUGGGAAAUACCAUCUAAAGUGGAGGUUUGACCGGGGAACAAUUACUUUCGAAAUAGAAGUGGAAACGACAGGAUAUGUAGGAUUUGGUCUAUCUCCCAACGGUGCAAUGGCGUUGUCGGAUAUUGUCAUUGGUGGAGUCACAGAUGGAAGACCCUAUCUACAGGAUUACUUUGCAGACGCCAAGAGAAAAGUGCAUAGAGAUGUUCAGCAGAACUACAGGCUGGAGUAUGGCAGGGAGAACAAUACACACACUGUCCUGGCUUUCAGCAGGGAUCUCCUGACCUGUGACACAAAUGACAAGGACAUCACGGAAAGCACAGUGAGGGUGAUAUGGGCCUACCACAGUGACGAUGUGGGACCGUCAGGACCGAUGUACCAUGGAGUGAACAGGGGGAGGAAGAGUAUGCGGCUACUCGACCCAGGAAGUAAAGUUAAUAUUACCUCUGGGACCGACUUUUUCAACUUGCAAAACAUAAACGUGCCAGUGCCAUACAAGGACACUACCUACUGGUGUCAGAUAUUUCAGAUCCAGGAGGUACAGCAGAAGCAUCACAUAAUUAGAAUUGAGCCUUUGAUUCAAAGGGGCCACGAAAACCUGGUUCAUCACAUUUUGUUGUAUCAAUGUGAUAGCAACUUGAAUGAGAGUGAGCUCGGUGCCAGCCAUGAAUGUUACCAUCCAAAUAUGCCUGACUCAUUUCUCACCUGUGAGACGAUAGUCUUCGCCUGGGCCAUCGGUGGUGAGGGGUUCACCUAUCCUCCCCACGUUGGUCUGUCCAUUGGCACAGCAAUAGACCCUGUCUAUGUCCUGAUGGAGGUCCACUAUGACAACCCAGCCCUUCAACAAGGAGUGGUGGACAGCUCUGGCCUGCGUCUCUUCUACACCCCGGAGCUGCGGCAGUAUGAUGCAGGUGUGAUAGAGACAGGUGUGUGGGUCAGUCUGUACCACAUGCUGCCUCCAGGCAUGCAGGAGUACGUCUCCGAAGGACACUGUACCCGCGAGUGUCUGCAGGAGUCCCUAGGCCAGGAGAUGCCCAACGGAGUGAGGGUGUUUGCUGUUCUGAUGCAUGCCCACCUAGCUGGCCGCGCCAUCAGAACCAGACACUUCCGGGAGCAGGAGGAGCUGCAGCCCCUGUCACAUGACGAGGAGUUUGACUUCAACUUCCAGGAGUUCCAGCUGCUGAAGGAAGAGAGGCUGCUGCUACCUGGUGACCAUUUGAUCACAGAAUGCAAGUACACCACAAAAGGCAGACAAAACAUGACCUGGGGUGGUUUGACCACCAGGGAUGAGAUGUGUCUGUCAUACCUGCUCUACUAUCCCAGAGUGAACCUGGCCAGGUGUGAGAGCCUCCCUGAGAUCACCGGGCAGCUCAAGUUCAUUGGAGUCAAAGAGAUCCAGGCCCCUGUCACGACCUGGCCUUUCAUGAUCAAGAGCCCAAAGAAGUAUAGCAACCUGUCCUUCACAGAGGCCAUGGACAAGUACAGGUGGUCAAAGAAAAGAGGGAAGUCCUUCAACGAGAUGGUUCUACAGCUGCCCAUGAACGUGCGCUGCUCCAAGUGGGGGCAGGACGAGUGGUCGAUUCAAGGGACGUUAGUGUCACCACCAGAGAUGAAGUCUGAAGUCAAGCCUCCCUCCGUGGUGUGCCGUUCUGCCUCAGAGCCACACAGCGGAGUGGUUUUCCUCUUUACAUUGUGCCUCACAUACUCCGUAGUCCAGGCCUGUUUAAGCCUUUAGCCUGUAGCCUAUAGCCAUGCAACUGUGUGAAUCACACCACUCCCUGUGUAUUAGAAGGACUCUUCCAUCAGAUGUGCUGAUGUUGACAUGGUGGAUUUUUUGGGGGGGGGGGUUUAUUGUCGAAAUAUAUAUAUAACAUACUUUUAAAAUGUUUUAUGCCCAAGAGUUAAUAAAUGUUUAUUUAGAGUUGUAUUUUGGAAGUAGUAGUAAUACCUAUGCCCAAGAAGGUCAAGUUUAGGUAGGUAGUUAUUUACGUUGAGUGUAAGACCCUUUUUGCUAGUAUUGCCCAUGACACAUUCUUCAUAUUCUUCUAUGAUUUAUGGAUAAAUUGCCCAGAAUUUAGGCCUGCAAUAUAGCCCCAAAUACCAGUCAAUUUCUCCAGACCUGAUUCAAAUAAGGCUACAUAGAAACAUAUAGUUGGCUCAGGGUAGUUUCAGUACUGUAAGGCCACUGUUACAGCCUUGGUCACCCUGGUACCGCUAGGAACAUCUCUCCCUAAGGCCGCAGUGCUGCCAGCACCGCUAGUCCGACUUACAGUGAUUACUCUGGCUGAGUAACUCCAAUGUGACAAUGUCCCAUACAGUCGCAAACCAGGGCAAAAAGGAAGGUCUCAUUCUUGCUUUUCUGUUAGGAGUAGUUGGAGAGAAGAGUCAUGGAAUAUGGAAUGCUGUGUUAUUUCCAGACCAUGUGGAUGACAUUGGAUGAAUGGUUGAUUGAAUGGAUGAGUGGAUGGAUUUUGUUCAUCUAAUGGAUACAGCAAGAUACAUCAAUGGGAUAGUGACGGUAAAGAAGGUAUGUGAAUUAUUAGAUUACAUGGGCCAUUUAUGAAAAGGUAUUACCAUCAUUAUCUUUUACUAAGUUAUUGAUUGUUUUGUUUCUCUUUGUGCCUCUAGUUAGGCGUGGAUAGCUAUGAAAGGGAGGUUUUCCGAAUGGGGAGACGAAUUUGCCACCAAUUACAGUCUGGGAUUGAUAUGAAUUGUUUGAGAGAGUCAUGGGUGAAAACAUGACCUUUUUUCCCCCGUUCGGCUACCUCUCUGUCUGACAGUUCUUCUGUCUAUGUUGUUCAUUGAGUCUGUGCCGACUUUCCACUCUGUUUCUGUGGUGACAUAGAGGUGAUACCAUAGAAUACUGAAAGUAUGAGAUAGUAUCCAUCCACUCUCUCUCAAAACUGGCAAACCAAGACCACCCAAAUUUAAAAAGGGAUUUUAUUUAUUUAUGCCAAAACCAGAAAUCCAAGUUAAUUGAGGAUUCCCUGAUAGUCAUAUUGGUCUGUAUGCACUGAGGUGACCUUUAAAAAAUAUAUUUUUUCACCCUGUGUAAAUCCAAUUAGUAUAAUAAAACAUCUUCAUCAAAA